Messenger RNA from Moneuplotes crassus, 1400 nucleotides. Lineage: Eukaryota; Ciliophora; Spirotrichea; Euplotida; Euplotidae. The record is from the annotation of a GenBank genome assembly.
UUUAAAAAUGUCAUACCUGCCUAAAAUAGAGACUCAAGAAUACGAGAAGUUUGACAAACUUAGUGGGAAUGGCUAUUGAAAGGUCAGUUAUGUAGGCCAGACAGAGGAUGGGAGACAUGAAUUUCUAGCAGAAAGAUAUGUUAAAGUCAAAGGAAAAAUAGUCGAGGUUGCUAAGUCAUCCACUAAAAUUUUUGAUGAGAAACUUGCAUAUGUGACUGUCCAUUCUAAAAUGCAUCCCAAGUGAAUUAUCAAAAAUGGGGUUUUAAAAUACUCAGAUUUCUUUAAAAAUUCAGGUAGUGAAAGUAUGGCUGCAGCUCCUCAAGAGGAAGAGAAAGUGGAGCCCUUACCUCAAGUAGAGCCACCUCCUCCAGUAAUUGAGGAGGAGGAAAAGAUUUCUCCUCCAUCUCCAAAGUUGCCGACGAUAAAGAAAUCAAAAACUAUUAUUCCUGAAGACCCUCCGAUGCCUAAGUCUGAUCUGAAUAAAAAUAUGGAUGGUAAUGGAUUGGUGAUGAUUUCUGAAGAGGAAUUUCAAGGGAAGUUUCAAGAGACUUAUUACUUCCAGAAAUUCAGUGGAACAGAGCGAACCCCUUCAGUAGUGGAAGCUGUCAGUGAUCUUAUGGAACUCUUUACUGAGACUGUCACCAGUAGUAUCGAAAAGCAGUAUAAUCUGUAUAAAGAUAAAUCUGAUGCCAAAGUAAUCACCAGCAUCUGGACUUGAAGCUCAAAAAUUACUGAAAGAGCCAAUGCAGCUAUUGUAAUAGAUGCAGUGAAGACCUUUGGAGACACAAAUUUUCAGACAUCAGUUUCUUUAGCAACGUUUUAAAGAAAGGAAAGACUGGAUAUAAGAAAGUCAUUAACAAGACUAUCAAAUUUUUAAGACUCUUGAACACCUUUAUUGUUGACCUUGGCACACCAAAGAAUGUAGCUGAUAGAAAAGUCUAUAGGGGCGUUCCAGCUCAACUCUUCAGCAAUGUGCAGGAAGGAGAGAUAUUCAGAAUCAUAAAUUGGAGCUCUGCAAGCUCCAAUCUAAGUGUAGCUAAGCUCUUUUGUAAAACAAGAGGGCUUAAUUCUCUUGUACAGUUUAAUAUAAAAAAAGGAUGAUAUAACGCAGGAGCUUUAAACAAAUUUGGAGCCUCUGUAUUUAAGCACGAAGCUGAAACAGUCAUCCCAGCCUAUUCAGCAUGCUGAUGCGCCAGUAAGACUGAAAUAAAAGCAGAAGCGAAGAAAUUAAAGUCCAUAUCCCAAGCAAAAUCCUCAGAGAAGCUAAAACCCUCCUCUCUCACCAAAAAUCCCUCUAAAACCCCUCUAAACCUCGACUUGACCAACAUUAUCGAGCUAAACCUCGCUAAGGAUAACAAGAGUGUAUCUCUGGAUAUAAAACUCAGUUUCUAGCUUCUUCU